AUGGGGCUGAAUAUUCUUAAACGGGAAUGGAUUGUCUCCGUGGAGCAUGAAAUUGGUGUGUCGUUGACGCUUUUGGAAGGAGAGGUUGAGGACAAGGAAGCAGAGGUUGAGGACGAGGAAGCAGAGGUUGAGGACGAGGAAGCAGGGGAGGACGAGGAAGCAGGGGUUGAGGACGAGGAAGCAGGGGUUGAGGACGAGGAAGCAAGGGUUGAGGACGAGGAAGCAAGGGUUGAGGAAGCAGGGGUUGAGGACGAGGAAGCAGAGGUUAAGGACGAGGAAGCAGAGGUUGAGGACGAGGAAGCAAGGGUUGAGGACGAGGAAGCAGAGGUUGAGGACGAGGCAGCAAGGGUUGAGGACGAGGAAGCAGAGGUUGAGGACGAGGAAACAGAGGUUGAGGACGAGGAAGCAGGGGUUGAGGACGAGGAAGCAGGGGUUGAGGACGAGGAAGCAAGGGUUGAGGACGAGGAAGCAAGGGUUGAGGAAGCAGGGGUUGAGGACGAGGAAGCAGAGGUUAAGGACGAGGAAGCAGAGGUUGAGGACGAGGAAGCAAGGGUUGAGGACGAGGAAGCAGAGGUUGAGGACGAGGCAGCAAGGGUUGAGGACGAGGAAGCAGAGGUUGAGGACGAGGAAACAGAGGUUGAGGACGAGGAAGCAGGGGUUGAGGACGAGGAAGCAGGGGUUGAGGACGAGGAAGCAGAGGUUGAGGACGAGGAAGCAGGGGUUGAGGACGAGGAAGCAGGGGUUGAGGACGAGGAAGCAGGGGUUGAGGACGAGGAAGCAGAGGUUGAGGACGAGGAAGCAGAGGUUGAGGACGAGGAAGCAGGGGUUGAGGACGAGGAAGCAGAGGUUGAGGAAGAAGAAGCAAGGGUUGAGGACGAGGAAGCAGGGGUUGAGGACGAGGAAGCAAGGGUUGAGGACGAGGAAGCAGGGGUUGAGGACGAGGAAGCAGGGGUUGAGGACGAGGAAGCAGGGGUUGAGGACGAGGAAGCAGAGGUUGAGGACGAGGAAGCAGAGGUUGAGGACGAGGAAGCAGGGGUUGAGGACGAGGAAGCAGGGGUUGAGGACGAGGAAGCAGGGUUUGAGGACGAGGAAGCAAGGGUUGAGGAAGCAAGGGUUGAGGAAGCAGGGGUUGAGGACGAGGAAGCAGAAGUUAAGGACGAGGAAGCAGAGGUUGAGGACGAGGAAGCAAGGGUUGAGGACGAGGAAGCAGGGGUUGAGGACGAGGAAGCAGAGGUUGAGGACGAGGAAGCAGGUGUUGAGGACGAGGAAGCAGAGGUUGAGGACGAGGAAGCAGAGGUUGAGGACGAGGAAGCAGAGGUUGAGGAAGCAGGGGUUGAGGACGAGGAAGCAGGGGUUGAGGACGAGGAAGCAAGGGUUGAGGACGAGGAAGCAGAGGUUGAGGACGAGGAAGCAGGGGUUGAGGACGAGGAAGCAGAGGUUAAGGACGAGGAAGCAGAGGUUGAGGACGAGGCAGCAAGGGUUGAGGACGAGGAAGCAGGUGUUGAGGACGAGGAAGCAGGUGUUGAGGACGAGGAAGCAGGGGUUGAGGACGAGGAAGCAGAGGUUGAGGACGAGGAAGCAGGGGUUGAGGACGAGGAAGCAGAGGUUGAGGACGAGGAAGCAGGGGUUGAGGACGAGGAAGCAGGGGUUGAGGACGAGGAAGCAGGGGUUGAGGACGAGGAAGCAGGGUUUGAGGACGAGGAAGCAGGGUUUGAGGACGAGGAAGCAGAGGUUGAGGACGAGGAAGCAGAGGUUGAGGACGAGGAAGCAGAGGUUGAGGAAGCAGAGGUUGAGGACGAGGAAGCAGGGGUUGAGGACGAGGAAGCAGAGGUUGAGGACGAGGAAGCAGGGGUUGAGGACGAGGAAGCAGAGGUUGAGGACGAGGAAGCAGAGGUUGAGGACGAGGAAGCAGGGGUUGAGGACGAGGAAGCAGGGGUUGAGGACGAGGAAGCAGGGGUUGAGGACGAGGAAGCAGGGGUUGAGGACGAGGAAGCAGGGGUUGAGGAAGCAGGGGUUGAGGACGAGGAAGCAGAGGUUAAGGACGAGGAAGCAGAGGUUGAGGACGAGGAAGCAAGGGUUGAGGAAGCAGGGGUUGAGGACGAGGAAGCAGGGGUUGAGGACGAGGAAGCAGGGGUUGAGGACGAGGAAGCAGGGGUUGAGGACGAGGAAGCAGGGGUUGAGGACGAGGAAGCAGGGGUUGAGGACGAGGAGAGGUGGGGAGGAGAGAAGAGAGGAGCGACCAGCCCUCCCUGUGGCUCUCACAUUGUCAUGCAACAGCAGAAAAUCGCAGCAUUAAAGGUGGCUUUCCCAGACCAGCUGAGGUGUUUCUCACAGUCUCCCCCUUGUGACGUGGGCCCCGUUUGUGCGUUGACGCCGGCGCCGUUUGUGCCUUGA
Molecule: messenger RNA, 2394 nt
Organism: Procambarus clarkii (red swamp crayfish)
Lineage: Eukaryota; Metazoa; Arthropoda; Malacostraca; Decapoda; Cambaridae
Source: RefSeq, a predicted model, not a curated record